This is a messenger RNA of Mytilinidion resinicola, 2045 nucleotides long. RefSeq lists its product as uncharacterized. NCBI's taxonomy places the organism in Eukaryota, Fungi, Ascomycota, Dothideomycetes, Mytilinidiales, Mytilinidiaceae. The record is from RefSeq and is a predicted model, not a curated record. The transcript has 3 exons. The coding region runs from base 170 to 1786 and encodes 538 amino acids.
UCCCAUAUUCUUCUAUCGUGCUUCCAUUUUCCUUCUGUCUCUACUUCCACGGUUCCCAUAGGGGCUUUGUACAUACUUCGCUCUUUAGAGGUUCAAUAGCAGAUUAACUUCCUUAGAGACGUCGUCCUUCAGCUAAUUCCCCCCUUCCUAUUCUUUCCGCAAUCUACCAAUGAAUGUGUAUUCCUUAGGUCUACGUCUAACCGGAGGGUUUGGGGCUGGAAUGGACCCCACUGCCAAAUACAUCGAGCGGAAACCACGUGAUUUGCGCAACGACAGUGGUGAUCCCCGAUCACGUCGGCCACGCAGGAAGCAUACAACCCCCGAAGAGGCUGGGAAGUCGGAUCCCCUAAGUGAAGACGAUGGCGAAGGAGAUUCAGACGUCGAAGAGCUGUAUCACGAGGCCAAGAACAACGGCUCUCCCGCGCAAAAUGAGGACGUUGAUUCGCACUCGGGCAGUGAUGGUGCAAAUCUCGAAGUAGACGAGAUGAUCAAAGAACCACAACCAUACUCUGGGUUUAUGGAAAAAAUGGACGAGCUAGAAGUAAACAUCACCAACCUACGGACAGACAAUACGUCGCUCAAAUCUGGGUUCGAGUCGCUUCAAGCUAGAUGUACAGACUACGAAAAAACAAUUGAAGAAGAACGAGCAUUCCACGACCACGAGAUGAAAAGGCUGCGAGCCCACAGAGAAGACUACAUGAAGAGUCUAGAAGCGAUCCAAAAGAAGUUGAUUUGGGACUACUAUGUCAAGAAGUACCCUGGAGAUGAAACUAGACUCAAAGAACGCCACAGAAACGGCGAAUGGCUCCCGAACGAUGAGAUAAUCGACGAGCUUCUGCACGAUUUCGUAAUCCUUGGGACGAGAAAUGCUGAAUUGCUGGCAAGAAAUGACGAGCUACUGGCUGGCAAUGAGAAACUACACAGCAAUCUCGACACCCUCCAGAAAAGCGCACUCAACAAUGUUGAGCGAUUCCAACCAACACAAGAUGACGAGCUCGGAGAACAAUUCGAUGGCCUCGCUUCCGCUAUCAAAGUCUUAACGCGGGAAAUUCCAACCAGCAUUGAUCCUGAAACCCUCGCCGAAUUGUUCGGGGAGUGGACGCUGCUCCAGGGAGUCUCAAAAGCUUUCUGGAAGACGAAGCUACACAUGAGAUGUCUAUUAGAAGCCGCAAUCUGGUCACUGCUCAUGGACACCGUCUUCUCCACCCCCUUCUAUAUCUUCGGCGGAAAUCACGCGAGCGUAUGCAUGCAGCAGUGGAUGGAACUGUUCGCUCAGCGAGAUACCCUAGAAGCAGCCAGUGAAUCCGGCACCUUCCACUGGCCGGCCCCAUCUCCUCUCUGCGAAAAAUGGCGCUACGUCACCAUCGAGCAACUGAAAAUUAAAGCUAUAGGCAGCGAUGACAUCCCCAUCGACCCUAUUAUCCAAACCAGCCACCAAGAUGCUAAAUCUGGUAUCGAGAAGCUGCUCACCGACCACCUCUCUCCCAUCGCUCCCGCGCUCAAACCGCUCAAGAUCCAAAAAAUAAUCAAGAAAGCCUGGGAUCUAGCCGUCGAAAUGGGCACGCAGCGUUGUCGGCUGCAACUCGUGAGUCCGGAGCUGGGAGAAGAGUACCUGUCAGGCGAGUCAAGUAACUUGAUGGGGAUUUCUGGGUGCGAGAAUCUGAGAAAGGGGAGGGUGGCAUUUAUUGCGAAUCCUGGGUUGAGGAAGUGGGGAGACGGGCAUGGGGCGAAUCUGGAGAACUACUUUGACCUCAAGCCUGCUCUGGUGUAUGUGGAAGAAAUCUAGAGAACCAAGAGCGUUGUAUACUAAAUAACCGUUUUACUGAUAUAACAUGGAGUGUUGGUAUUGCAAUGCCCCUGAUUGGCUGGCGAACUGCAGGCGUCGAUACGAAACUGGAGCUCACCCCAGCGUUCCCCGCCCGUUCCUCUCCACCACUCAUCAGCAAUGCAUUUCACAUCAUCUGUCGCGUCAGGUACAACAUACGAUAUACACGCGCUUGGCACGAGCUUCCCUUUAAAAUGAUAUGAAAAUGCACUCGGAUGCU